AUGCCGUUUUCUUAAGCGGCAUCAUUGUAACAUCUCCAUUAUUGUCGUGUUUUUGCAGCACAAAUUGAAGAGAAAGAAUGAAGAGUCUGCAGAGGAAGGCAGUGUGAUUCUGCUCCCAGUGAAGAAAUGAAGGUUGGGAGGGCAGGGAGGCGAUGACCAGCCUGAAAAGAUAUCCUGAUCAAUGGCUGAUUUUGAGUAUUUCCAGACCGACUGUGACCAAAUGUGACGUUCAGACAAAGGAAUCCGGACCACGAGAUCUAUGGGUUGUUGGCAAAAGUCAGUGUAUCUGCAAAUGAAGCGGUUUGUGCAGCUGGGAAGCUUUUGUCCUCUGCUGCAGCGCGACCAUAAUGGUUCCCACUGAGAACACAAGUGUUUCUUCGCCAGAGGACUUCUGCCCCAACUGCAGCUCGUCCGCCCAGGCGGAGGUGCAUGUGGCGAAGGCGGUGGCGUUGGGGGCGGUGCUGGUGGUGUUUCUGUUGUUCGGCGUUCUUGGUAACAUCCUGGUCAUCCUGUCCGUGCUGCUCCAUCACCAGUGGCGAUCCGUGACGCAUUAUUUCAUCGCCAACUUGGCGGCGGCCGACCUCUUGUUGAGUUCGGCCGUGCUGCCGUUCUCGGCCGCCUCAGAGGCGCUUGGCCGGUGGGUGUUCGGACGCCCCUUCUGCAACGUCUGGGCCGCCCUGGACGUCCUCUGCUGCACCGCGUCCAUCCUCAGCCUCUGCGUGAUUUCCAUCGACCGCUAUCUGGCGGUGAGCUACCCCCUGCGCUACCCUGCGAUCGCUACCGGACGGCGCGGCCUGACAGCGGUGGCGGCGCUCUGGGGAGUCUCCGCCGCCAUCUCGGUGGGCCCUCUAUUCGGCUGGAAGGAGCCCGACCCGGAAGACGAAACAGAGUGCCGAAUCACGCAGGAACCUGGAUACGCCUUGUUUUCCGCGUUGGGGUCUUUCUACAUACCGCUAGCCAUCAUCCUGGCCAUGUACUGCCAAGUCUACACUGUGGCAAGACGAGAAACCAAAAGCAUCAGGGAGAGCACGAUGGGACAGGAGGUGGAGAUGGGAGGAGUCACGUUGAGGAUGCACAGGGGGAACGCGGCGGCUCAGGCGGGGAAACACGAAGACGGCGAGGAGGCGGGGACGCACAAGCGGCCGUCGUUUCCUCUGCCGAAGCUGCUGAGGUUCUCAAGGGAAGAAAAGGCGGCCAGGACUCUUGGCAUUGUGGUCGGCUGCUUCAUCCUGUGCUGGCUCCCCUUUUUUCUGGUUUUACCCAUAGGCUCCAUCUUCCCAUCCUAUAAGCCUCCUGAAACCAUCUUCAAGAUAACCUUCUGGCUGGGUUACCUCAACAGCUGCAUCAACCCCAUCAUCUACCCCUGCUUCAGCCAGGAGUUCAAAAAAGCUUACCACAACAUGCUGAGAGGACGCUGCGUAAGAACCGCUGUUCCCGUUACCAAGCAAGGACACAAUGCCGCUCAUUCCUCCAGCCCAGGUCCGACGUCCAAGGCAUCCGUUAGCUCCGUCCAAAACCGCGUCGCCGCUUCUUCUUCUUCUUCGUGGGCUUGCUGCAGGACGCUGUCAACGUCAACAUCGUCUGUUGGUGGUCAACACCCGGAUCAGAUUGGACACGUUCAGGGGAAAGGUCUGUUAAAGGCCUGGUGCCUUUCAGCCCGGCAAACCUCUGUACCACAGAACCCGUCCACAAAUGGGUCAGCUAAAGUCUUACAACUCUCUCUUGGCAUUUCCGGUGACGCCGUUUAAUUGGCUUCUCAGAGUUCGGGACAUUCAGUCUUGUUAUCCAGACUCCUUGGAGAAACAAUUAUCUACAACUCUGUCGUCAAACGUGAGAUAAAAAUGACUGCAGAAAGAGAAACAUGCAUGCUCAGCAGGAAACUUCGGGACCGGUUCUGCUCUUGGACUGAGCCAUGCUUGAACACAAAGACAGACGGAAAUUCCUCGAGUGCUGGCCAAGGAUUAACAAAUACAAGCAAUCUGCUAAAAAAGAAAUUGCACAGCAACCAAUGGGACGCGAUUCAUCUAAACAUUGUUGCUGGUGAAAACAAAGAAAACAACAAUAAUAAUAUUAAUAAUACAGACCUUUGGGCACUUAAAUAACUUAAAAACAACAUAAUAUGUAGGAGAAAACAUAAGAUACAGAAAUCCUCCAGCUGAGUUUGACAAUGAGGAACAGCAAAAAAAACAACCAAGUCUGAUUUUAACUAAAUGUGCAGAUUCAUCAUACUGUGAUGAUUUAAAAAAGUCUGCUGGAGCUCAAACAUUUCAUCCAGCUUUCAAGUUGUCAAAAGGAGGAAUAGAAACGACUAAAAGGCUUUCAAAACAAAGGUAGCUGGUGUUGGACUGUGUUAGCUAAGACUGAAAGAGAAGCAUUUCAAACGACAACGUCUCAACAGAAACAUUCGGUGCCUUGUUUUCACACUCAUUUGUCAGGCUAUUGCCACAAACCCAAUCAUGUUUGAUGUUGGGGAUUCAAUGUGACAGAACAUCAUGAAGUACAAACCCAACUGUACUUUGAUUAGCGUCAGAGGUUUGAGAGAGAACAUUAGUGAACUUUAGCGCCAAAAUUAAGACUAUUGUGCACCCAAUGGUGGCUACUUCCUUGUCACAGGAGAUUAUAAUGAGUCUAAAGCCAAUUACCAUCAACAAUGGUUUAUGGUAAAUAUAAACCAUUAGCAUACAUGCCAAUGGUAACUGGCAUGUAUGCUAGUUGUUAGCUUCUGCAAAGCUAACUUAAGUGAUUACUCUCCUUCUCAUUUGCUCAUUACUAGCUCCAGCCUAUAAUCAGAUCAGUUGUUGGGUUUAUUUAGGAUAUGAACUUUCACAACAAGGAAGUAGCCACUGCUGCAUCAGCAAUAGUCUUAAUUUGGCCCCAAUGACGCACCAUAUUCACCAAAUCGCAUCAUGAAGACCAAGAAACAGAUCAGGCAGGUCAGGAAAGAAGCCAGAGAAGUUAUAGUGUGUUUUCACACCUGAUAGUUCAGCAAGUUUGGUUCGACUGGAACAUUUGUUACAUUUUCAGCUGCUGUGGUUGUUAUUCACACUGCACUGUGUCCAACAAGCCAAAGACACUGAAAAAGCUGUUCACCUCCCCACCUGUGGGGGCGCUGCACAAAGAACCACUGAAGGAAACAACACAAAAACCUCAAGAGAAGACACUGAGCACAACUUCACAACAUGUAAACAAAAAAAGCAGUGGUAGGAUUUCACUUUUGUCUUUGGUAAAAGACCACGGGUCGUUUUACCUGCUAGCGCUAGAAUCACACGUGUGUUUGUUUUAGUUGUGUUUACCCAGAAUGCAAUGCACUGUAGUUCACUUCCUGAUUUUGGAGCGGUCUGCAGUCUACGUAGUGUUCACAUGCAUAUUUGAACAACAGAAUUCACUUUAACCAAACUGAGACCAAAGUUACAGGUGGACCAGAGUUUGAUUUUGUGUUCACGUCCCCAAACGAACCAAACUUCGUAGAAACUAGAUUACAAAAUACAACGGUGUGAAUUCACCAUUAGUGUCAGUUUGGUUAUUUGUAAAAAACACCAAUGAGCAACCGACGUAUAUCCUUCACUCCCAUACGUUAAAUCCUCACACAUUUUGCGCGAGAGCAACUAAUAAACCAAGAUUUCUAAACGCACAAGGCUUGCUAGCUUGUGAAUUGGGUUUGAAUGUUGUAAACAUUUUCAAAAUGUUCUUAUGAGAGUUGAACGUGAGCCUAAAGUGGAAACUCUGUGCUUUAAAUUCAUUCUACCCACACUGAAUUAAAAGGAGAAAAUUGGAAAUUAUAGUUUUGUACCAGAGUCAUUUGACGAAUGCAUGAUUAAUUUUUUGUUUCUCCGCUAUCAAACCUCGAGUUUUCAAACAGUUUCAUCAAGUAAGUAUUCUCUCUAGUGAUACACAUCACCAGGUUCAAAAUAUUCUGAAGUUACCCAGAACUUGCUUUGUUUAGUGAAGAAGAAAAAAAGGUAAAUUUUUAUUUUUUAAGUCAAUAUAAGAGCAGCUCUUGUAGUGGUGGAAGCUCUGCUAGCCUAAACUGAGCGUGUCCAUCACGUCUGCAUCUGAUUUUUGCCUUUACAGCUGGUUUCUUGAGCGAUUGUCUUGAAAUUAAGUCAAGAAGUGUCACAUCUGACUCCAUCAGUUUGGCUAUUAUUCAUGGAAAUAAAUGCACAAGCCCCUAUUAGACAUUCAGCUCUCAUUUCUCGAGAAGCAGCGGAUCCAAAGGGUGACACCGCAGCCGUCGCAUUAAGGCAACGGCUGUCGUGAUGAAUGGAUCCGGGCUGCCGUUACUGGAAAGACGGGCUUUAACCCAGUCAGUAGACUGGAAUGUGAAGUCAUCACAAAGGGUGAUUAUGAUGAAUAAUGUCCAGGCAGCAGAGCGACGCAGAUGACGUGAACUGAAACUGAAUCGGUAGCUUGUGGUUUGUGUCAAGCUGGAAGUCUUUUCCUACAGAGUAUCGAGGUUUCUCUGAGGGAAUUAAUGUGAAAUUUUCAUCGAUAAAAAACAUAAAGUUUUUUAUCCAGACUUCUGCAAUUAUUUUCUGUCUUGUUAAAUGUAAGAACAAUAUAUUACAAUACACCAGAUGUCUAAUCCUGACAGAAUGCAACUUAAUACCUGGCUAUGAGGGACUAAAAUGUUGCUGUAAAGCUAAAUAAACAUCAUCAACCUGCAUAAUAAAAUAUUUUCUUAUGAUACAAUAAGACAGGGACUCUAUUAGAUAAGAAGUCAAAUAUUGAUCUACUAUAUUUAAUUAAUCAACAAAAAUGAUAUAAUCCCACA
Gambusia affinis (western mosquitofish) is the source of this 4771-nucleotide messenger RNA. It is a transcript of the gene adra1ab, whose product is annotated as adrenoceptor alpha 1Ab. Gene Ontology annotation, cellular component: membrane. Gene Ontology annotation, molecular function: alpha1-adrenergic receptor activity. Gene Ontology annotation, biological process: phospholipase C-activating G protein-coupled receptor signaling pathway; adenylate cyclase-activating adrenergic receptor signaling pathway; positive regulation of cytosolic calcium ion concentration. The coding region runs from base 348 to 1748 and encodes 466 amino acids. The record is from RefSeq and is a predicted model, not a curated record. Lineage: Eukaryota; Metazoa; Chordata; Actinopteri; Cyprinodontiformes; Poeciliidae. The transcript has 3 exons.